UUGCGGAGGAGAAGAGGGGGUCCCUAUAAAACGGAACCUGCUACGGACCUCACCCGCUGGCGCCUGAGUAAUGAAGAGGGUCGGCAGCGAUGGCAUUAUCUGGAGGACGGCGAGGAUUGUAGCUGGGAACAGAGUGCGCUGGAAGCCCACUCUCUAGGGCUGGACACGAGUAAAGUCUUCCUAGUCUUACCUCAGGCCUGUACCGCACAGGAGGCGGCAGCAAACGGAAUGAAGUUUUAUUCUCGCCUCCAAGCUGAGGAUGGCCACUGGGCUGGGGACUAUGGUGGGCCUCUCUUCUUGCUGCCAGGGCUCCUGAUUACGUGCCACGUUGCCAAGAUCCCGCUGCCUGAAGAGAGCAGGAAGGAAAUGGUGCGCUACUUGCGUUCUGUGCAGCUCCCAGACGGCGGAUGGGGCUUGCAUAUUGAGGACACAUCCAAGGUGUUUUGUACCGCUCUCAACUACAUUGCCAUGCGGCUUCUGGGAGUCAGUCCUGAUGAUCCGGAUGCAGUUCGGGCUCGGAACAACCUCCACAGCAAAGGUGGUGCUGUGGGAAUCCCUUCUUGGGGUAAAUUUUGGCUGUCUGUCUUGAAUGUCUAUAGCUGGGAAGGCAUGAAUACACUUCUCCCGGAAAUGUGGCUGUUUCCUUCCUGGAUGCCGGGCCAUCCUGCCUCUCUCUGGUGCCACUGCCGUCAAGUCUAUCUGCCCAUGGCCUACUGCUAUGCCGUGCGCCUGACCGCAGCAGAGGAUGAACUGGUCCUGAGCCUCCGACAAGAACUGUAUGUACAAGACUAUUACAGCAUCGACUGGCCAUCGCAGAGAAAUAACGUGGCUGCAUGUGACAUUUAUACCCCACACAGCUGGCUACUAAACGUUGUCUAUGCAAUAUUCAACACUUAUGAGAGUUACCACAGCAAAACUCUGAGAAACCAAGCCGUGGAAGAACUCUACGAUCACAUCAAGGCCGACGACCGAUUCACCAAGUGCAUCAGCAUUGGCCCUAUAUCGAAAACCAUCAACAUGCUAGCUCGCUGGUAUGUGGAGGGGGAUCAGUCUUCUGCCUUUCGAGAGCACAUCUCCAGAAUCCCUGACUACCUCUGGCUGGGACUGGAUGGCUUGAAGAUGCAGGGUACCAAUGGAUCACAGGUUUGGGAUACAGCAUUUGCAGUCCAAGCUUUCCUGGAGGCUGGUGCUCAAAAGAAGCCUGAAUUUACUUCCUGUCUGCAAGAUGCACACACGUUCCUCCGAAUCACUCAGAUUCCCGAAAACCCACCUGAUUAUGAGAAGUACUACCGCCAAAUGAACAAGGGUGGAUUUCCCUUUAGCACCCGCGACUGUGGCUGGAUCGUGGCUGACUGUACGGCGGAAGGGCUGAAGUCUGUGAUGCUGCUUCAGGAAAAAUGCCCAUUCAUAAAGCAGCAUAUCCCACCAGAGUCCCUCUUCGACGCUGUCAAUGUGUUGCUGAACAUGCGGAACGCAGAUGGUGGCUUUGCUACUUAUGAAACGAAGCGUGGGGGCUGGCUGUUGGAACUGCUGAACCCUUCGGAGGUCUUCGGUGAUAUCAUGAUAGACUACACAUAUGUUGAAUGCACCUCGGCAGUGAUGCAGGCACUAAAGCAUUUCCAUGAGAGGUUUCCUGAGCACAGAACGCAUGAGAUCAGGGAAACGCUACAGAAGGGUUUGCAGUACUGCCGGAAUACACAGAGGGCUGACGGCUCCUGGGAAGGGAGCUGGGGGGUUUGCAUCACCUAUGGCACCUGGUUUGCUUUGGAGGCAUUUGCUUGUGUUCAGCACACCUAUCAGGACGGAGUGGCCUGCAAGGAAGUGUCCCGGGCUUGUGAGUUCUUGGUCUCCAAACAAAUGGAGGAUGGUGGUUGGGGAGAGGACUUUGAGUCUUGCGAACAGCGCCGAUACGUCCAGAGUGCCACCUCCCAGAUCCACAACACUUGCUGGGCUCUUCUGGGGCUCAUGGCUGUUAGGUAUCCAGAUGUGCAAGUCCUGGAAAGAGGGAUCAAAGUGUUGAUUGACAAGCAGCUUCCCAAUGGGGACUGGCCACAGGAGAACAUCUCUGGAGUAUUCAACAAGACCUGCGCUAUCAGCUACACUUCGUACCGAAAUGUCUUUCCUAUUUGGGCCCUUGGACGGUUUUCUCACCUGCAUCCUUCCAGCCCACUGGCUGGCAAGUGUUUGACUGAGGAAAUGAAGAAACAGCCAAUGGGUACAGAUGUCCUGCCCGCUCCAACUAAGCUGGCUUCCUGAUUAGAUCUUUCUGUGAAAUUUCUCAACCACAGGACUUUUGAGGAUGACUAAAAGGCUCUGCUUGGUUCUUAAAGAAUCAUUGAGGAUAGAGAGCUGAUAGAGGACACUGAAGGCUUCUCCAAACGGCUUGUCCUCCCUGCAAGCUGUGUUGUUGUUUUUUCCUGCUGUGUACUUUUUUGUAUAUAUGCAAACGCACAGUAAGAGGGAGCAAAAAUAGUUUGUACCUGUUGCCAACUAUGCAACCUGCGAGCCAACUGACGUUAAAGGCUUAAAUCCAGAGAUAGCAACUACAGAGAAACAAGAUAGGUGUUUCCUCAAACCUGAAAAAAAACAACUGGGUUUGCAGAAAAAUCUGAAAUCUUAAAAAUAAGAACAAAGCAGGGGUCUUAAGAGUCUCCAAAAUGAUAGAAACAGCUAUUAGUGGCUGUUGCUAGGUAACCUCAGCGUUUCGGGGUUGUGUGUGGCGGUAAGGGGAGUGCUUCUUGAGGUUCAGAACUGUGCCGAUCUUCUUCGUAGUCCCUGUGCAAUCCCACACUUGGGUUUUUAACCCCUCAGUCAAUUUUGUGCACCUCACGUAUUGUGGAGCUUGUCUCUUGUGGGGUGUCUCUGUGUGGUGAUGGCAACUGAGUCUAGUUUUUAAAAUAACUGAGGUAAAUAAAGAACUUUUCUCACA
This is a messenger RNA of Heteronotia binoei (common prickly gecko), 2929 nucleotides long. It is a transcript of the gene LSS, whose product is annotated as lanosterol synthase. NCBI's taxonomy places the organism in Eukaryota, Metazoa, Chordata, Lepidosauria, Squamata, Gekkonidae. Gene Ontology annotation, biological process: cholesterol biosynthetic process; triterpenoid biosynthetic process. Gene Ontology annotation, cellular component: lipid droplet. The transcript is spliced from 21 exons. The coding region runs from base 229 to 2256 and encodes 675 amino acids. Gene Ontology annotation, molecular function: lanosterol synthase activity. The record is from RefSeq and is a predicted model, not a curated record.